AUGAAAAGAUGUGAUCGAUGUCAACGCACUGGUAAUAUAUCCAAGAGAAGUGAAAUAUCGUUGAAUAGUAUCUUGGAGGUGGAAUUAUUCGACGUCUGGGAGAUCGACUUCAUGGGGUCAUUUCCUCCAUCAUUCUCUAAUGAGUACAUAUUAGUAGCUGUGGAUUAUGUAUCGAAGUGGGUAGAAGCCGUUGCAUUGCCUACCAACUACGGGAAGGUGGUGAUUGAUUUUCUAAAGAAAAAUAUUUUCACCCGCUUUAGCACACCGAGAGCUAUAAUCAAUGACGGGGGCAAACAUUUCUGCAGUCGCCAAUUUGAACAGUUGUUGACUAAAUAUUGCGUUAAGCAUCGUGUAGUCAUUGCAUAUCAUCCUCAAACUAGCGGACAGGUUGAAGUGUCCAAUAGGACUGCAUUCAAGACUCCUAUAGGGAUGUCACCAUAUCGACUGAUUUUCGGGAAGGUGUGCCACUUACCUCUUGAGAUAAAACACUAUGUUUAUUGGACAACGAAGAAAUUGAAUUUGGACUUGAAGGCUGCGGGUGAAAAACGUUUAUUACAACUUAAUGAGCUGGAUGAGCUCAGAAUGGAGGCCUACAAAAAUUCAAGACUUUACAAAGAAUGUACCAAGAAGUGGCAUGAUAUGCAUAUUCAUAGGCAUGAAUUUAUAGUGGGGCAAAAUUUGUUACUAUACAACUUUAGGCUUAAGCUGUUUCCAGGAAAGUUGCGAUUGAGAUGGUCUGGUCCCUGUACUAUUACACAAGUAUUUUCAUAUGUGGCAGUUGAGAUCACUCAUGGCGGUAAGGGGACAUUUAAGGUCAAUGGUCAGGGUUUGAAGCACUAUCGGAGCAGCGAUUUCUCAAAUGAAAAGUCUACCAUUCAUCUUAAACCAUGA
Messenger RNA from Olea europaea var. sylvestris, 891 nucleotides. RefSeq lists its product as uncharacterized. Bases 1 to 891 code for a protein of 296 amino acids. Gene Ontology annotation, molecular function: nucleic acid binding. The record is from RefSeq and is a predicted model, not a curated record. Gene Ontology annotation, biological process: DNA integration. The transcript has 2 exons. Lineage: Eukaryota; Viridiplantae; Streptophyta; Magnoliopsida; Lamiales; Oleaceae.